Messenger RNA from Labeo rohita (rohu), 1077 nucleotides. It is a transcript of the gene tvp23b, whose product is annotated as trans-golgi network vesicle protein 23 homolog B (S. cerevisiae). The transcript is spliced from 7 exons. The record is from RefSeq and is a predicted model, not a curated record. Gene Ontology annotation, cellular component: Golgi membrane. Gene Ontology annotation, biological process: protein secretion; vesicle-mediated transport. The coding region runs from base 55 to 666 and encodes 203 amino acids. NCBI's taxonomy places the organism in Eukaryota, Metazoa, Chordata, Actinopteri, Cypriniformes, Cyprinidae.
CCGGAAGUGACGUGUCGCGUAACAUCAGCAACACCAGUAACAACAGCAGUCAAAAUGAAGCUGGACUCAAACGAUGAUGACGAUGUGUCUUUAUUUGAUGCUGAGGAAGAUUCAGCCACAAGAAAGAACAAAAUCAAGCAUCCAGUGGCGUCGUUCUUCCACCUGUUCUUCCGAGUCACUGCUAUUCUGGUCUACCUGUUUUGUGGUUUAGUUGGUGGAUCCUUCAUCGCCUGUAUGGUCACCAUCAUCCUCCUCUUGUCAUGUGACUUCUGGACUGUGAAGAAUAUUACUGGGCGUCUGAUGGUGGGUUUGCGCUGGUGGAAUCAAGUGGAUGAUGAUGGAAAAAGCCACUGGGUGUUUGAGUCCAGAAAGGCCAGUGGCAAUCAGUCUUCAGCAUCCCGAUCCUCAAACGCAGAGUCUCGUAUCUUCUGGCUGGGUUUGAUCAUCUGCCCCGUCAUCUGGGUCAUCUUUGCUUUCUCUACUCUCAUCUCUUUUAAGAUCAAAUGGCUGGCAGUGGUGAUUUUGGGAGUGGUGUUGCAGGGAGCCAAUCUCUACGGAUAUGUGCGCUGUAAAGUGGGUGCCAAAACAAACCUGAAGAACAUGGCGACAAAUUACUUUGGACGGCAGUUUCUAAAACAGGCUUUCACAAAACAAGAGGAGUCUUAGGAAGGAGCAUCUGAGCUAUAGAACUCACACCGUUUCCAUUGAUGAACUUUUAAUGGAUUAUUUUUUUAAGACUGAUUGAUAUUGAAUGAAGGGAACGGUUGCUUUAGAAAUAGUUACUGGUUUGUCAGGUUUUGUUUUAUUUUUUUCUUUUCUUUUGGGUCAUCAACUGCAACCUCAUGUGUUUGACAUUUAAAAUACCUUUAACUGCUUUAUAGUUUUUGUUUAAUAGCUAACUAACUUAAAGUAUUCAGAAUAUGUGUUUUGUUAUAUAAUACUGCAUGACAUCAUGCAUUAUGCUUCUGUUUUGCAGACAGUUACACAAGAAAACAGAUGUACAUAUUUAUAUACUGCUGUAAAUUAUUGUAUACUUUCUGGAGUUAAUGACAUUAAAGUUGAUGAUUGAUUAAUUGA